AUGGAGAUGCGCUGGUGGUUGCCGGCGCUGUUGCGUGAAGGAAGAGAUGCGACUGCGGUGGCCGGUGAAGAUGGAAGCUGUGCGAAUGGAGGAAGAUGGUGGCGCUGUCACGGUGUUGAUGGUGCGUCGUGGUGGCCGGAAGAGGUGCUGCGAUGGCCCAACGAAUCGGACAAGCACGACGACCCAAAUAUGUCAAACAACCCAAACUCGUCCGACGACCUAGACAAGAACGACGACUUGAAUGAGCCCGAUGAUCAAAACAGGCCCAACGACUCGAACGGGCCGGAUGGGCCCGACAACCAAGACAGGUCCGACGACCAGGACAAACUUGACAACACGAACGAGCCCAACGACACGAAUGGGCCCGACGACAAGAAUGGGCCCGAUGACAUGGACGGGCUCGACAACCAGGACGAGCCUGACGACUCGGACAGGCCCUACGACCCAAAAAGGCCCGACGACUCGACCGGGCCCUAUGACUCAAACAGACAGGCCGAACGACCCGAACGACCCGACGACUCGGACGGGUGUGAUGACCCGAACGAGCCCAACAACCCGGACGAGUCCGAUGAUCCAAAUAGGCCCAACGACCUGAACGACCCUGAUGACCCGGAUGGGUCCGACAACCCGAACGUGCCCGAUGAUCCAGACAAGGCCAACGACCCGAACGGUCCUGACGAUCGAGAUGGGCCCAACAACCUGGACGAGCCCGAUGAUUUAGACAGGCUAAACGACCCGAACGGGCCUGACGACCCGAACGAGACCGACUACCCAAACGGGCUUGAAGAUUGA
Messenger RNA from Vigna unguiculata (cowpea), 792 nucleotides. The record is from RefSeq and is a predicted model, not a curated record. Lineage: Eukaryota; Viridiplantae; Streptophyta; Magnoliopsida; Fabales; Fabaceae.